GUUCGGGUGAGUAUCCCGACCUGCGGGUUCAACCGUUAUUUCUAUAUGACUCACGCAUGCGCACCAUCACUGGUACCAACUGAAACAGUACAAAAACCCGGAGUAUUACUAUUGUGAAGGUUUCUAAUGUGAGUGUAUUUCUGUUAUGAGGUGAUUCAAAACAAAGGAGAAAGAUAUGAGCCACAAGGUUUAGACAUUGAAACUGUUUAUUAUUGCUAAGUCCUUGUUUGAAGGUGUUUUACAUGCUGAUGAUGUUUAUAUUGAAUAAGAGCUAAAGUUACAGUUAAAGUGAACUGCAUGGGAAAAUUAACGCUCAAUAACAGCAUAGAAACAAUUAAUUAACUAACCAGGUCUCUCUGCAAUUUAGCCAGAGUCAUUUUCAAUGUGUGUUCAUUAUUGUAAAACAUCCAGAAUAAUACAUUUUAGUAGCUCUCACCAAUUGGCUUCCAUGCAGUCUGAUACAUAAAAGAGAUAUUCAUGAAUUCAUAAUACAGAGUUGAGUGAGAGGGCUACAAUAGAAAAUGUCUUUAUACAGUAUAGACAUCUAGUUCUUUAUAUGUUUAAUUUUGUUGCACCAAAAGGGACAAAAACCUUUUGAACACAUUUUAAAAAGAUAAUCAUCUCAGGUGUGUUUAGACUCUCUUAGACCACUCCUCUUCAUGAAACGCUCUCUAAACACAAUACAAUUCAGGUGAGUUUAUCAAAGUGAAGUCCACCUGUGUUAGAAUAUAAGGCCUUGUCCACACCAGCCUGAUUAAUUUUGCAAAAAAAAAAACGCUUCCACAAGAGGGGUGUAAUAAAAAUAACUUUGUACACACGCAACCUUAAAUCCGCCACCAAGUGAUGCAAUAUACGUGUAAUGCAUAUGCCACAGCAAUAAGUGGCAAUAUAACAUAAAAUGGGAAGGCUGUUUUAACCAAUCAAGAUAGUUUAAAACUGGAACCUAAACGUAAACAACAAUGGCGACUUGCACCUUAUUCUGUGUUUACAUUGCUGCGCAUGCAAUAUUUACAAAGGCAGGCACUCAGCUCUGACGUAAACAACGGAAAUAUUCGCGGUUGUCAUAUCCGCAUGCACCCGCUGAAACCUGAAUCGACCGAAAACCUCACCCUGGACCCCGGUUUCAAAAGACCACAGUUUCAGUGUUCCAAAAGCACAGUUGCAUGUGGACAGAACAGUAAAACCAGGAACAUAACUUCACGGUUGCAAAAUUUACUGGGCUGGUGUGGACGGCUCGUAAGUUGAUAUAUCCAAUGUAAAGUUUGUCUGCAUUUCAAAGUGAAAAAGCCUGUUUUUACAGUUUGACACUGGUCCAGUGUUAAAGUCCUCAGCCACUGAAACAGAUACACAUUGUGUUUUGAUCCUGUACCUGUCAAAGACAAAGCCGGGCCAGUCCAAACCAGCACUGAUGCUUCUCUGUUUCACUGUUCGGCUGUUUGAUGUUAUGAAACUCUGUCAGCAUGAAGUGAAACAUGGGACUGUUCACUGUGGAGUGAGGCAGAUUGUGAAUGCACACAAGGUAACAAACUAUCAGGUAAUAUAAAGAAAUAAGACAAAUGAUUAUUUCUUUUACAUUUUAAAGUAAAGCUUUUCUACCAGCCAAUUUCCAUUCUGAGCUCACUCAGUUAAUUCAGUUGAUCUCAUGCUACAACUGAAGAGUGGAGUAAUAAAGACAAAGUUCAGACACACACGUACAUUAAAUGUGUUAAGUUUUCCUUCAUUAAGUUGAAUUGCAAUCAAAUAAUGGUAAACACCCUAUCUAUAUCCAUAUACACCUCUAUAUCUGAAACUACAUUAUUUGAGUACAAGAAUUUUAGUUUAGUGUGAGUUUAGUAAAGACCAAAGAAGGAAAACCUGCUGAAGAACUUUUACUCCUGUCUAAACCUCUCAUCCCCACUGGGGGGAGCUAAAGACACAGUGAUGGAAGGAAGGAGGCGUGUUAUCCAAACAGAAAACACCUCCUGCCUUUAUUCACACCAUGAAGACUCAACUCCACGGACUCAACUCAGCUGCUCAGUGGAUGAAAUUUACUUUUCAACAGAACAUGAAGAUCUUCAUUCUCUUGCUUCUCUCGAGCCACUUUGCAUGUUCAGUGAAACACUCCCUGAAGUAUAUCACCACUGCAUUUUCUGGACUCCCAGACUUUCCAGAAUUUGUUGCAGCUGCAGUGGUUGAUGGAAAUCUGGUGGGCUCCUGUGACGGUAGCAAAAAGAUAAUUGAUCUAAAACACGACUGGAUGAAAAAAGUAUUGGAAGAUGAUCCUCACCAUUUGGAGUAUUACAAAGGAGCAUGUUUUGAAAUAAUGCCAACUUUUUUCAAAGCCACAAUCAGUAGUUUGAAACAGCGUUUCAACCACAGUGUAGGUGUUCACAUUUUACAGAGGAUAAGUGGCUGUGAGUGGGAUGAUGAGACUGGAGAGGUUACUGCUUAUAGACAGUUUGGUUAUGAUGGAGAAGACUUCCUGUCGUUGGACCUGAAGAGAGAGAUAUGGAUCGCUCCAAAACAACAGGCUGUCAUCACCAAACUGAAAUGGGAUGCUGACAAAGCUAGAAUGAAGUACAAUAGGAAUUAUCUCACAGUGUUUUACCCUGAGUGGCUGAAGAAGUAUUUGGCCUAUGGGAGGAGCUUUCUGCUGAGAACAGAGCUUCCCUCAGUGUCUCUCCUCCAGAAGACUCCCUCCUCUCCAGUCAGCUGCCUCGCUACAGGUUUCUACCCUCACAGAGCCUCACUCGUCUGGAGGAAAGAUGGAGAGGAGCUUCAUGAGGAGGUGGACCACGGAGAGAUCCUCCCCAACCACAAUGGAACCUUCCAGAUGAGUGUUGACCUGAACCUUUCAUCAGUCACACCUGAAGACUGGACCAGGUACGACUGUGUGUUUCAGCUCUCUGGUGUGAAGGAGGAAAUCAUCACCAAACUGGAGAAAGAUCGGAUCAGAACCAACUGGGUGAAUUCCAGUAACAUGACCGUCCUCGUCACUGCUGCAGUGGUUGUUCUUAUUCUCAUCAGUGCUGCUGGAUUCAUCGUUUACAAAAAGAUGAAAGAUACCUGUCUCCAGCACGACACCAUGGCUGCAGCUGCUGCACUCGACGGGCAGACAGUGUCCCAAACAGACAGACCUCUUCUUGUUUCAGCCAGAUGCCCUCCAUGUGCUCCUGACAACAGCUCUCAGCUCUCUGAGAGACUGAAUGAAGACAGUUGAGUUACACAAACAAUCUGGAAGACUUCAGAUGAGACGGCUAAACUACAAGUGCUGAUACAUAAUGAUAUGAUGUGAUGGUGGUAGCAGUAUGUUAUAUGAUUGACAGCAACCAAGCAACCUAAAACCUGCAGCCUGUUCCUGAUUGGUGCAUGGAAAUAUGUGACGUCACAUGUUAUUUCCCCCAUUAGAGCUCUGCCCAUUUCAAACAUGCAGCACGUGAUUCUGGAGAAACAUAGUUGAUUGUUGAGUCUCAUUCCCGGGUCAUCAAAUACCAGAGCUUUGUGUCGGGCAGCUGUGAAACUCUCAGCCUCUAUUUCAUACAUGUCUUUGUUGCCAUCUAAUGGCUGUUUAGUGGUAUUAUAGACAGUAUUACAAACAGGGCUGUGACUCUUAUAUUGUUCUCUGUGUUAUUUCUGUCUACUUUGGAUCAGUUGCCACACCUACCAGCAACAUGUUUAAAUCAAAAUGUGUUUAAAAAACAUUUUCAGAAUAACUGCAAGAAUUUAAAGAGUACAUAUUUUUUUCUCUUCUAAACACUGAAAAGAUUAAAUGUCUGAAGUCAAGAAAAGAGUUUUCUCUUAAAUCAGUGAGAUUAAACCAGUGGGCUCCAAACUGUGGAGCUAUAAAGAAGAAGGGACACAAUCACUGAGGACAUGUUGCUGGUACAUGAGGGUGAAUGUAAUCCCUGAAACUGUCGAGCUAAAAGGAAAGUUCAGCACUGAACAGUAACAUCUGCUGUGUGGGGACUUUGUUCACCUUCUGUCUGUUUUCAUUCUUUUGUACAUUUUUUUUUAAAAUACCGUUUAAAGACUAAAUUGUCAUGAAUGUAUUUAUUUCUUACCACUGAUAUUUAUGUUAUUGUGUUUUGUCCUGUAACUUGUAUUUACUAAGUUCUCCUUGUGGUUAUAAUAAUCUCAUUUCAUUCAUUACUGUUCUGUGUAUUUCCUAUUGUUCUUACAUUAAUAAAGUCUGAUUGUAUUUUUCA
Acanthopagrus latus (yellowfin seabream) is the source of this 4184-nucleotide messenger RNA. Its product is annotated as major histocompatibility complex class I-related gene protein-like. Gene Ontology annotation, cellular component: external side of plasma membrane. Bases 1979 to 3199 code for a protein of 406 amino acids. The record is from RefSeq and is a predicted model, not a curated record. Lineage: Eukaryota; Metazoa; Chordata; Actinopteri; Spariformes; Sparidae. Gene Ontology annotation, biological process: immune response. The transcript is spliced from 7 exons.